GAGAUAAUACAUUUUUGGCUGGAAACGCAUCUCAAGAAUAAUUAGGCCAUCUGGUCAACUUUCGCGCAUUUAGAAAACACACGAGGGUCAGGAACCAUUUAAAAAUGGCCGAAGAAAGAAAACUAAAAGCGCCACUAUGGUGUUCGAGCAGACUCGCGCUCACUCUUGUCGGUUUCUUUGGGUUUAUCAACCUGUAUGCCUUACGGGUGGACAUGAGUGUCGCUAUUGUAUGUAUGACCAAACAGGAAACCGGAAACAGUACUGGAAGUUGCAACGUAACAGCAGGGGCAAGCCUUGGGAUGAAUAAUUCACAAGAAUCAGAUGCCACGUGUGGAGCUGUGCAGAGCAGCGGCACAUUUGACUGGGACAAGAAGACACAAGGUCUUAUACUUGGAUCAUUUUUCUGGGGGUAUAUUGUGACGCAACUUCCGGGUGGAUGGAUAGCGGGAAGAUAUGGCGGGAAACACGUGUUCGGAUGGAGUAUGCUCGGAUGUGCGGUGGCUACGCUGCUGACACCUCUCGCUGCAAGGACAAGUUUGAUACUGUUGAUAAUUCUGCGUGUUAUUGCCGGACUGUGCCAGGGUGUGGUGUGGCCAUGCAUGUCGAUACUGUUUUCAUAUUGGGCGCCGCCGUUGGAAAGGAGCAAGCUGAGUGGCUUUGUUUAUGCAGGUUGUCAGGUCGGUGUGUUGGUGACAUUUCCGCUGUCCGGACUCCUGUGUGUGUACGGAUUUGAUGGUGGCUGGCCAAGUAUAUUCUAUCUUCUAGGUGGAUGCGGCGUGCUUUGGUUUGUGGUGUGGAUAUUUAUUGUGCAUGACUCGCCAGUGACGCACCCGAGAAUAUCACAAGUGGAGAGGGAAUACAUAGUGGACAGUCUAAAAAGUCACAUCGAUGUCAGUAAAAAGUCCACGGACACACCUUGGCUGAAGAUAUUUACAUCACUUCCGGUCUGGGCAAUUAUUGUGACACAUGCGUGCGCAAAUUGGGGAACAUACACCUUCUUGACCAAUAUACCAACCUACAUGAAAGACGUGUUGAAGUUUGACAUCAAAAAGGCUGGAUUUCUAUCUGCUCUUCCGUACAUAGGUUUCUGGGCAAUGACGAACAUUUCUGGACAGCUCGCUGAUUGGAUGAGGUCAAAGGGGUUUGUAACUACAACGACCGCCAGGAAACUUUUCAACAGCUUAGGUACCCUAGUACCAGGACUAUUUGUCGUCAUCACAGGGCACCUUGAUGGACAUCCGGGUAUCGCAGUUGCUACGAUGACAAUUGGUGUUGCUAUGUCGGGAUGCCAAUACGGAAGUGGCUUUAUCGUCAACCCUGUCGACAUAGCACCAAGAUAUGCGGGUAUCAUCUUCGGAAUCUCAAAUACGACCGGGACGCUAGGGGGCGUCCUUGCACCUGUAGUUAUCGGCAUUAUCACUCAGGAUAAAACUAGUGAGCAAUGGCAAACAGUAUUUUAUAUCGCAGCAGUAAUUUACACUGUUGGGGCAGUAUUCUAUAUUGUAUUCGGUUCCGGCGAAGUACAGCCAUGGGCACUUGAGAAGAAAGUGGACCUAGCGAUAUCAGCGUCAGUGGAAAAAGGCGAGAUCCAACUUCAACCCGAACAGAGCGAGACGUCAGCCGUGUGAUCGUGUUCGUAUUCUAGUAUAUGUAUUUAGUAAUUAGAUUAGUGUUAAGAAAUUUCACCAUGUAGAUGUUUUCAUCUGAAGAUUUUCUGUAUAUAUUUUCACAAAAUACUUUUUUUUUCGAUUUUCCCAGUGUUCAUGAUUAAACGCUUAAUUUGAAAUCAGUGUUUCUUAGUUUGAUGUUGCCAUCGGUUUAACAAAAAGUCUUAGAAUUUCAUUUGUUUUGCAAAUUUCUUUGUUGAUAAGAUAUGAUAUUUAGGAUGGUCAGCACUUAAAGACUUAAAAUAUGUUUGUACAUUAUUUGGGUACUGUACAAACAUAUUUUAAAGUAAUUAUCUUUCUGUAAUGGAGUUGUAAUAGAUCUAAAUGCUUUGUGCAAGCAUGAACGUUUUUGACAUAUAUUACAUAUAUUAAUAGAGAAACAGCAGUUGUUUACCAAAAGGAAACGAUGAGUACAGAAUAUGUAUAGAAUAAUGUCAGUGUCAGGCAUCUCCGCUUGUUGCUGAUGUUUUUAUGCAUAAUUUUCAUAGCUUAUAGAUUUUGCAGCCGGGUUGACUGAACGUUUUGGAGCUUGGAAAAUCACGAAAAAAUGAAAAAGUUUGUUUCCCGCAAGUACUCGGCUUUCCUCAUUUCUGAAAAUCGGCGCAAUAUUUUUAAAUAUAAUGGUUAUUAGAACUUGAAAUACGUCAUUAUAUAGGCAUUUAAAAAAAAAACCAAAAGAGGUCAGAGCUUACGUUCGUAAAUUUUCAAAUUACCGCUGAGAUUUAGCUCCAGAAUAUUUCAUUCAACCAGUGCAUAGGUAUUUUGUAAUUGUACAGUACUUUUUUGUUAGUGUUAUAUCUGUCUUUUGUAUGUUACAGGGAUAGUUGUACAGUCAAAUGCGUUUGUUUUGUAAGCAGUGCUUGCAUUGCGAAUGGUUUUGACAGCUCUCAAUUCGUAAAUAAUAAUUUCAAUCAAAUCUGGUAUAUUUCAGAAUUUUCUACACAGUACUUGAACUCUUAUAUUUAAACAAGAACAUUUAUAUUUGGUACUGGAAUUUAUGUUUACAUUCUACGUUUUGCCAUAUUCUCCCUAAGUGAAAUAUGAUGUCCAGUGCCCACAUACAUCCUUAUUUCUCUGACCGUUUUAAGUUCUUACUUUGUAAUUGAAGAGAGAAAUGAAAUUAAACUGAUUUGUACAUGGU
Messenger RNA from Mercenaria mercenaria, 2808 nucleotides. Its product is annotated as sialin-like. Gene Ontology annotation, molecular function: transmembrane transporter activity. The record is from RefSeq and is a predicted model, not a curated record. Bases 105 to 1628 code for a protein of 507 amino acids. Lineage: Eukaryota; Metazoa; Mollusca; Bivalvia; Venerida; Veneridae. The transcript is spliced from 10 exons. Gene Ontology annotation, biological process: monoatomic anion transport; transmembrane transport.